AAAGCAGGGACUUCGGAUUCCUUUUUCUUUUCUGGCUGAAGAAGAGAGAGAGAGAGAGAAGAGGUUUGCAUCCCUGAGAUCGGCGGCGGAGUUAUACGACCGUCUUUCUUCACGGAGACGAAGAGGCAGCGAUGAUUGUCUCUGUUUCUUCGUUUUCUCUCUCCGAUCUGGUCUCUCUGAGCCGGUGAAGAAGAAGAAGAAUAAGCUCCCCCCGCCGAUCGAAUCUCGCAUCUCCUUCUUUGCUCAAAAGAGAUUUCUUUUCUUCGUUUGAUCCCAUCCAGUUAUUGGGUAAUGCUGUAAAAGCGAUGUCCUUUAAAAGCAUUCUUCGUGAUCUGAAGGAAGUGAGGGAUGGGCUUGGAGGGAUCUCUAAGCGAACCUGGUCAAAGUCUUCUCACAUUGCUCCUGAUCAUACGGUGACACUGUCGGAAAACAUCCCGCAGAGCCCUUGGGCUUCUUUACCUCCUGAGUUGCUCCAUGAGAUUAUCAGGAGGGUUGAAGAGAGUGAGACAGCUUGGCCCUCUCGAGCAGCCGUUGUCUCUUGUGCUUCCGUCUGUAAAUCAUGGAGAGGAAUCACAAUGGAGAUUGUGAGAAUCCCUGAGCAGUCUGGGAAACUCACUUUCCCUAUCUCAUUGAAACAGCCGGGUCCGCGUGACCUUCCUAUUCAAUGUUUUAUUAAGAGGAACAGAGCAACCGCUACAUACAUUCUCUACUAUGGCUUGAUGCCUUCUGAGACGGAGAACGACAAGCUGUUGUUAGCAGCAAGAAGGGUUAGAAGAGCGACAUGCACUGACUUUGUAAUCUCUCUUUCUGCCAAAAACUUCUCACGAAGAAGCAGCACUUAUGUUGGCAAGCUAAGGUCUGGUUUUCUAGGAACGAAGUUCACAAUAUGUGACAACCAAACAGCAUCAUCCACUGCACAAGCCCAACCUAAGCAAGCAUCUCCUAAGUUACCUGCUACUAGCCAUACCUCAGGAACCAUAACCUAUGAGCUCAAUGUUCUUCGCACAAGGGGACCUAGAAGAAUGCAUUGCGUUAUGGACUCUAUACCACUCUCUUCUGUUAUCUCUGAACCAUCACUAGUUAAAGAAGAAGUAUCUUCCUUGACUUCACCAAUAGGCGAAACCAGCUCAAGAGACAAAGAGACACCUGGUAUCUCUCCAAGCUUGUUGGAUCAGCCGCUGGUUCUCAAAAACAAAUCCCCAAGAUGGCACGAGCAGUUACAGUGCUGGUGCCUCAACUUCAAGGGGAGAGUGACCGUUGCUUCGGUUAAGAACUUCCAGCUUGUGGCAGACAUUGACCCUUCUUUAGAUGCGCUACCUGAAGAACACGAGAGAGUGAUCUUACAGUUUGGCAAAAUCGGCAAGGACAUUUUCACCAUGGAUUAUCGUUAUCCUCUCUCUGCUUUUCAAGCUUUUGCUAUAUGCAUCAGCAGCUUUGACACCAAACCUGCUUGUGAAGGGUAAAGUUAACUGCAGGGUAAGAUCCAUCUCUGCAAAAGGCUUUUCUGAUUUUCAGAUCAAGCCAGGAAAAAAGCUUAUUUUGUAUGUAGCAGCUCUUUGAACUAUGCUUUAAAACCGCCUCUCCUAAUUCACUGUGACGAAAACUUGAUGGGGAUGUCGGUGGAUAAGCUUUUAAUGAAGUUAUGAUUGUUAUAUUCAACGUAAUAUGUAAAACAGAAAGCAUUACACAACAACAUAUGAUCGAUCAUUCACAAUCAAACUUUCUCAUCUCUGCGUGGAAUAAGUAAGAAAUUCAACUGAAGUAAACUGAAAUGGUUGGCGCGGGUUAGGGAUCCUGCAAUCGAAAAGAUUAAAGAGUCAUGCGAAGGGCAA
Eruca vesicaria subsp. sativa (arugula) is the source of this 1832-nucleotide messenger RNA. NCBI's taxonomy places the organism in Eukaryota, Viridiplantae, Streptophyta, Magnoliopsida, Brassicales, Brassicaceae. The record is from the annotation of a GenBank genome assembly.